GGGAGAUAGUCUAGUAUUAAGCCUUAAAAUCAAAAUGGCGUAUUUCCAAUGACAAUAUAUGACUGUAAUUGAGAGAACAUAUUGGAAGAAUGUCUAUUAUUGUUGUAAUUUUCUCUGUUUUCAUCUGUCAUAUCUCAAGUACUGACGUUAUGCUUCAAUAUGAGGCGAGUGAAGUCACUGGAGAUCAAAUGCCUGACCAGGUCAAUGUAACUUUUAGCACAGAAACAAAAUCUCUAACCAAACUUAAUCUCAGACGCUCGCGGCAUUUUGACCUCGAUAUUCCUUUGUAUACUUUGGACACCGAUCAGGAAGGAAUUUUCCAUAGGCAUAAAGUGAAAACCAGACCCAAAAAGACGGUCGCUUCUUCAAGUUUUAUAGACAGGGACGCUAGUUACGAUGAGAUGAAUGCGGACACAGCGAUAGAUAAUCUACAAGCAUUUAACAUAGGCUCCGGGAGUAGCAUCGUUGGCAUUUAUGAUCACGUGAUGCUGUUAACAGGUUAUGACCUCUUUACAUUGGGCAGUAACAAUGAUAAACAAAGUACCUUAGGGAUUGCUUUUGGUGAAACAAUGUGCCGAACAAACGGGAAGAGCUCUUCUGUGAUAGAAGAUCGCCAAGAAGAUCGCUAUUCUAUCUCUACUUCUCAAACGGUGGCACAUGAACUGGCACAUGGUCGAGGUUACACUUGUCUUGUCUACGCUGUCGAAGCAUCAGCAGACAUUCCAGAUGUAUCUGAUAAAAUAUUGGGUCAGGUGAUCAAACCUGAUCAACAGUGUCAACAGUUUUUUGGAAAUGAUUCCUUCUUUUGCAGGGCUUCCGAAUCUAGACGCUCUAUCACUGAAAUCUGCCAAGCAAUGUUAUGUGCAGAUGUUUUAAGAGGGUUAUGUAUCCCGCAUAUAGCACUCACUGGAACAUCUUGUGGCGAUGGAAAGGUCUGUAUAAAUGGACAUUGUGUCAGCGACCCAUACGCUCCUCAACUUGAUGAAAACUGUGCAUUUGGAGACAGACCGAGCUAUUCUUGCAGUUUGUUUAUCAAUGACUUUAUGGGCAACUGUUACUCUACUCUUGGCUAUCGAGCAUGUUGUGACACGUGUAACAAUGUGUCUAGGCCCGUGAAAGGCUGUGAAUACGGAGAUAGAAUCAUCGAUUGUACAAAAGAUCACUGCUUGAAUUCUCAAGUGGAUUGCUGUGGCACAUGUAACUAUGGCACACCCUUUACCCCAACGUACAGCACCAGAAGAAGCACACCUAAAAGAUUAGCCACGACAGUAAAUCCCCUUGUGCUAUUCACUUCAAUUAAAGAUUGUAAACCAGGAGAUCAAGACUUGAGACCAGAACUGUGCACUAACUUUAGCGUCUGCCUAAUACAGCCAACACAGUGCUGUCACUACUGCUCGUCAUAUUACACGUCUGCAACUACAAGUACCACGACAACGAGACCAUUGAUACCAUCCACUUCACCCAAAACUAAAUGUGAACCAGGAGAUCUAGACUUGAGGCCAGAACUGUGCACUAACACUAGUGUCUGCCAGACAAAGUCAUCACUAUGCUGUCACUAUUGCUCGUUACAUUACAAGUCUGCAAAUACAAGUACCACACAAUUAACGUCCCCCAACGAGUGUGUACUAGGAGAACCAGAUUAAAGUCCACAGCUGUGUACUAGCCGUAGUAUCUGCCAGACACAGCCAUUGAUGUGCUGUAAAUAUUGUUCUUCCCAAGUCAAUUCUGCGAGCCAUCUCUCUUUAUACACUAUUUGGAUAUAUUGUUUUUGUAUUGCGUUUUUUCUUUAUAUUAAAACAAAUGUCUAUUAGGUAGAUAAAGUACAAAUGUCUAUUAGGUAGCUAAAGUACAAGACUCUUAGGUAGAUAAAGUACUUACCCUUGUUCGGAAUUUUUUUUUUUAGUUUUUGUCUAUUUCUUAUCUUUAUACCAUUUUAAGCAUUGUUUACACAAGGAAAUCAAUUAUAAUGAAGCAAUCUAUCAGUCAUAAUGAAGCAAUCGUUGGUGUACUGUGCAUGAAAUAAUAGACCUCUAAAACAUGUAACCAGGGCCGGCCUUAGAUAAUGAGCCUCCUUGUCCUUAUCAUUAUGAGGAACAUUUUGUACAUCCUCUUAUAAUUCUGGAUCUAGAGAUAAAUUAUGUUGCUUGUUUUUAUUUCUUUUAUUAAACAGUUUCAAGUUCUUUAUAUAA
Molecule: messenger RNA, 2189 nt
Organism: Biomphalaria glabrata
Lineage: Eukaryota; Metazoa; Mollusca; Gastropoda; Planorbidae
Exons: 14
Coding region: 90-1643 (517 amino acids)
Molecular function (GO): metallopeptidase activity
Source: RefSeq, a predicted model, not a curated record